Messenger RNA from Leptidea sinapis, 2656 nucleotides. RefSeq names its product pyrokinin-1 receptor-like (gene Dhr-1). The coding region runs from base 7 to 1332 and encodes 441 amino acids. Gene Ontology annotation, molecular function: neuromedin U receptor activity. The transcript has 4 exons. NCBI's taxonomy places the organism in Eukaryota, Metazoa, Arthropoda, Insecta, Lepidoptera, Pieridae. The record is from RefSeq and is a predicted model, not a curated record. Gene Ontology annotation, biological process: neuropeptide signaling pathway. Gene Ontology annotation, cellular component: plasma membrane.
ACUUCUAUGGAUAAUGUAUCCGACUCUAUUCUCAAUAUUUCGGAUUCAUUCCUCAACUCCUCAGAAUCCGUGGACUCAACUCUCAUCUUUGGCCCUCAAAGGGAUUCUCUCUACAUAGUAAUACCAAUAACAAUAAUUUACUCACUUAUAUUUAUCACAGGGCUUUUCGGUAACAUAUUCACAUGUAUAAUUAUAAUUCGGAAUCAAAACAUGCACACAGCUACAAAUUAUUACUUAUUCAGCUUAGCAAUAUCAGAUCUGCUUUUGCUUGUAAGCGGAAUGCCCCAAGAAAUAUAUUCCAUUUGGUCGAAAUGGCCCUACGUUUUUGGUCAUACCUUUUGUUUGAUACGUGGCCUAGCUGCGGAGACAUCAACAAACGCGAGUGUUUUGACAAUAACCCUGUUUACAAUAGAAAGAUACCUUGCAAUAUGUCACCCGUUCGUUUCCCACAAAAUGUCGAAACUAAAUCGAGCAAUAAAACAUGUAAUCUUGUUAUGGAUUGCUUCUUUCGGGCUAGCACUUCCGCAAGCUCUACAGUUCGGUAUUAGAGUGUACAAAGGUGUCACUAUGUGCUUACAAACAAGGGUUAUUAUCGAACAUUCCUUCGAGCUGUCGACUUUCUUUUUCUUUUUCGCGCCGAUGAUCGUCAUAACAGUGCUUUAUUCACUAAUUGGAUUGCGGCUCAAUAAAUCGAACGUCACUAAGGAGAAUUUAAUGGCGCAGAAGGAAAUGAUAAAGAUCAAGACACACAAAAUACAGAGAAAGAAUAGCACACAAUCAACAAAACGAGUUGUUAAAAUGUUGGUUGCGGUCGUCGUUGCGUUCUUCAUUUGCUGGGCACCAUUCCACGCUCAGAGACUGGUGGCUAUCUACGGGACUACAGAGAACCAUCUGGCGAAGUCACCGUUGCUACUGUUCGCGUAUCAUUUCCUCACCUACACAUCAGGAGUGUUCUACUAUCUGUCUACGUGUAUCAACCCUAUAUUCUACCAUAUUAUGUCAAAUAAAUUCAGAGAUGCAUUUAAGACAACUAUGAUGCAAUGGUGCUUCAGAUACAAGGAGAGUCCAUCGACCCGGUGUUCAUACAAUGCAGUACGAAAUAAAAAUCCGACAUCAAGCGGCUCUAUCAACUGCGGUUCCUUUAAGAACCAGUCAAUAUCAAGUAAUCCUGGUCAGCCAAACAUCACCGAUACCAACACCGUACAUCUAGACCGUGUGUUCAAAAUGUGUGAGAAGUGUAAACGAACAUUUGCCGUGCCAUCCCUCAUAGAACUUAAAAGUUGUAACCAUUCUCAUGAUUUGGAUACAGUUAUUAACCAUACUACAGAAUAAAUAUGUACUUAAAGAUGGUAUUGGAAACAAUAGGUUUACUGAGCAAUCAAAUUUAACACUGUCCAUAAAUUGUUUCUUGUAAUUAGUGUCAAUAGUUGUAAAUAUAGGUAAGGUAUAAUAGAUAGUUGUGUAUGACGGACUUAUAAUAUUUAUAUUGUAUUUCUAUAUUUUUGAGACUGGUAAGAUCUUGCUAAUAAGAAAACCGUUGUAAUAUAAUAGUAAGAUUUAUGAAUAAUGCUUCGUAAAUUAAAACUAGGUAAUUAUAUUAACUUAAUGAGUAGGUAAUACUUUUAGAAACUGAUGCUUUUGUAUAACACUCUGUUCCUAAGUCUGUACUUCGGAGUUUAAAGUGAGUUUAGCUAUUCUUAUAUAGUAUUGACACGAGAGUGGGUCAGGGAAUAAUACUCCGCUUAUAGGAACGAGUCUUUAUUUGCGUUCACUUUUUCUGAACUUGCACUUCGCCGUUCUGCCGCUGUUCCUCUUGUGGGCGGCGGUACCUUCAACGCGUCACACCGCACCGAACACUAAGUCUCUUCUAUCUGCUUCUUCUUGGAACACUUUCACUUUUCACUACUUCUUCUUUUCUUCUUCUUCUUCUUCUUUACACUUUCGUGUCAGAACUAGAACUGCCGUAGGCCACGCUUAGUACGGCUUAUAUACCCCCGGAUCUGUUCUAUUUUCAAAAUGAUUCUCCCAUUCCAUAUUUAAAUUAAAAUUGUACCAGAAAAUUCUUUUAACUAUUUUUAUCCUGCUUACACAUUUACCAUCCCCUUUUUUUGUUCGAUUGGAUCCUGAACUUACUAGAAAUUUCCACUAACUUUACAAAACCCAAAAAAAUUCCAUACACUGGUAGGUGUAUCGAACCCGGGUCUACAGCGUCUAAAGUAAACACUUUUACGCUAAAGCUACGAGUAUUGCUGACAGAGUUAUGCUAGUGAGUGUGCGGUUAGGCGGGAUACUAGUUACAAAAUUUUUUUCACUUAAAUAAUCAUAUAUGGUCACAAAUACUUAGAAAGUAUCCUUUUUACACUUAUUCACAACGCACGACGGCAUUUUUAAAAUAUUUUAUUGAGACGCAAACUGAUCUGUCACAGACGACAACAAUUCUCCUAUCGGCCUGUAGUAGUGUAAGUGUGUGCGUGGGGCUAUGUAUUUACACGUCAAUCGGCUUGUUUUGGUGUUAUGUAAGGUGACACGGAGUUCUUAUUUUUUUACUAGUCCGUGGCUCACGCUCUAACACAUUUUGACAUCUAUCUCUUAAAUCGUUAAAAACAAAAUGGCGGAUGUUAUAUUUAACAACAACAAGUGUUAAUUAAUAAUUAUU